UGUUACCUUCAGGAUAAAGAGAAUAAAAUAACUUAUAUAAUCUCACCCUGUAAGGAAGAUAAAGUCGCUAUUCUUGAAUUUGCUGUUAAAACUCUAUUAGCAAAUCAAGGUUACCAAGCUCUCUUCCCUAACUUCAACCUUUAUAUGAAUGAUUUUGAGAAAGACAAACCUAUAGAAUCAGCAGAAGAGAUCUUUAA
This is a messenger RNA of Funneliformis caledonium, 197 nucleotides long. NCBI's taxonomy places the organism in Eukaryota, Fungi, Glomeromycota, Glomeromycetes, Glomerales, Glomeraceae. The record is from the annotation of a GenBank genome assembly.